UCGACACAGUAACUACAUUGUUUGGGUCACGUCGCCCCGGCAGGCCGAGCGGGUCAAGGUUGUGUGUGCUGUGGGUCCGCAGCUGCAGGAGGGCUCUCCGCUUUUCCCAAAACCCUUCACGUCUGCCGACCUGCCUGGGGACACCAUGCAACUCCCCUGAGUCUGCUCCCUUGGCAGCGAGCGCCCGGGGGAGGCAGGCCGAGAGAUAACACAGCGCUUGAAGAUCCCCACAUUACCUCAGCAGAUAAGGCGGAGGGAGGGGGAUGGAGCCGAGCGGGGUGGACACAGGGCCUUUGGGUGGAGGAGAGGGCCGAGCACCUCCACGCAGUAGGAGGGAGACCCUCGAGCGGUGUCAUUUAGAGGUUUGGUGGUCUCACCGCCGGUUCCCAUGUCAGAGCGAGCGCAGGGAGAAGCCGGGGCACAGGAGCGAGGAGAGACGGGCGGGAAGAGCCAGCGCACCCAGAGAUGGACGCAGUCAUGCGUGAGACAAGCAUCACAUAGAGAGCCAAAGAUGUGGGUAAAGUCGGACUCGGCCAUUCCACCGAAGGCAUGCAGGACUCAAAACUCUCCGGAGAAUGCGGCGAGAGAGAGGAGUCGUGUGAAGAACCUCAGACAAGCCUUUCAUAGCCUUCAGGCUGCCCUGCCGUCUGUUCCUCCUGACACCAAACUCUCAAAGCUGGACGUGCUGGUCCUGGCCACCAACUAUAUCGCCCACCUGACUGAGACCCUGGACCAGGGGGGAGAGCUGGCGGACCACGGCAUCAGACCCAGAGCAGAAGGAUCCCUGCACCCUGUCAAGAAAUGGCCCAUGCGCUCUCUUCUCUACUGUGGGAACAUGGGAGGACGAUUGACAGGUGCACCGGCCAAUCAGGAAGCCGCUUGUGUCUCAAACGUGAAAGCUGACAUACGGACUGAGAAGACGUCUUAAUACUAAACCUCUGAUACGUGUUUGUAAACAGGUCAUAUGUUAUUUGAUUAUCUGUUGUUAGGAUGUGUUUUAUCACACACUAGAUACAAUUAUUUCCACAUGAUUUAACUUGUAUUGUGAUAAACUGCAAGUUUAUUUGUGACUGACAUUUUAAGAGAUCUUGAGAAGAAAUAGGAUAAUCCACAUUACUUAAAUCAUUCCUGCACCCCUUACUGUGCUAAAAACAACCAUUCACGUUUGUUCGACAAAGACUUGUUCUUUUAGAUAUGUAGCUAACACCAAGAAGACA
Messenger RNA from Triplophysa rosa, 1217 nucleotides. It is a transcript of the gene tcf23, whose product is annotated as transcription factor 23. NCBI's taxonomy places the organism in Eukaryota, Metazoa, Chordata, Actinopteri, Cypriniformes, Nemacheilidae. The record is from RefSeq and is a predicted model, not a curated record. Gene Ontology annotation, biological process: regulation of transcription by RNA polymerase II; developmental process. Gene Ontology annotation, molecular function: protein dimerization activity; DNA-binding transcription factor activity, RNA polymerase II-specific; RNA polymerase II transcription regulatory region sequence-specific DNA binding. The coding region runs from base 389 to 928 and encodes 179 amino acids. The transcript is spliced from 3 exons.